AGAACGAUUUGAGGUGCCGAAACCGAGCUACAACAAAAUGAAUCUCGUAUGUGCGACGAGGUUAAGUAAAGCGAUCUCGAACAUCUUACGAUUUGUGAUCUCUGACGAGCUGUCACUCUUGUCACGAUCUGAUAAAUGUGGUCACAAUGACGAGCUGCUUGAAGAACAGAGCACCAGACCGGAGGAAGAAAAGGAGGGGGUUAUUUCUAUAGAGCCUAUCGCGAUAAUAGUGCCGCUAGCCUUGCAGGACUUGCCGGAAAGGAAAACGCCUGAGAGCAGCGCCAGUGCCAGCGCUGGGGACGACGGUGGCGACCACCACGCUUCACCGUCCAGUAGUUCGUCCUCUGAAGAGACACCCAGCCGCGAGGAAAAGACGGGGAAUGUGGUUGGCAAUGAACCAGAUCUGCCCGUGGUUGGAGAAUGGGAAAAUAGGGUAAUCACGGGUAUAUUGAGCAACCUAUGCAAGGCGCCCAAAGAAUUGCCUUCUGGUUUUAGGUUCAGGGCGGCGCUUCACCAUGAAGUGGUAGACAACGCGCCUUCAAUAAGUGGGUAUAAGAAACUAGAGGAGAUGAGGCGCGAAGUGGUAUUACCUCUCUGGGAGGGAAAAGAGCCAGCUCUUAAAAAACGUGAGAACAAAGUGGCGAGGUGGAAGAGGCAGUUCAUCUUUGUUCGUGAUACACAAACAGAAAGAAUAAACAACGACCUCGCUGCUCGGCUCUCUGAAUGGUGCGUGCCAAACGCGCAUGUAAACUACCCCCAACUUUUGCCUCGAGAUACGGACCUGAAGAAUCAGUUGCUAGAGUAUGCGAGGAGGGAGAACUUAAUAGAUUUAGAAGCCUUAGUUACCUCGGAGCAGCUCGCAGUGUUCGGGUUUGUCGACGUGGCAAACCAAUUCACAGAAGGAGAAAUGAGCAGCAUUUUGGAAAGGCAGCGUCAACGAGCACAAGGCUCGAGGAACCGUGGAGCUGGGUUCGGUUCCCAACGUCAAACUCAUUUUGAUGAGCGGCCACAUGCUGCACCAGGGCGCAGUUCAUUGCACCGAAGUUCGAGCUCGGCACCAAGACCAUGUGCCGAGCAGAGAGUUGAAACUGCGCCCUCCAAUUCAAGAAGGCGCGCACAAGAGGACUUAGACAUUGAGGAUAACAUUCCCCUCAUUCGGCGAAGGACGACGGGGCCUAGAAUUGCAUAUCCGGAUGGCUUCAACUACGUUAGAACUGACUGCCAGGCUGCUAUGGUGCAGGGUAUGCAGAGCUUCGUGCCUCCUGCAGAUCGGCAACGUGCUAAGGGGCACGUCCAGCAGCAUGGAGGUCAUGCUGCUCUUCUAAAGCUAAUGGAUGCGUUCAGCUACACUGUCGCACUCUUCAAGUGCAAGCAGGGAGCGCGGAGCUUGGAGAUGGAGAACCGAACGGCGUCAGUUGAAAGCCGAGCUGAUGAGUUGGCCCGCAAGGUCAACGAGCUGAGGGAAGAGCUUGAAAAAGCUCAAGCAAAGAAGGAGAGCGGCAUUCAGGCUGCAAAGGAGGAGGUCGACCGUGCAGAAGACCAAGCCAAGAAGGCAGAGUCUGACAGAGAGAAGACUCUGCACAAGCUGAAUGCCUUGAAAGAGAGGGUCUCAAAAGCUGAUCUACACGUCGCCCGGGUUGAGGCAUUCUUGGAGAAGAGCAAGAGGCUCCACCAGCGCGACGUCUGCUUUGCCCGUGCAUUAGGGGCUGAGUGGCUGGUGGGAGCAGAUAUGGGCGAGGAGAUUGAUGAAGAAGGGAAGAGCCUCGCCCUCCCAACUGACACUCGGGUGAGGCUGAAAUGGGAACUCAACGAAGAGGGGUUGCCCGUGUGGCCCCCUUCUGUUGUUGAAGAGGGGGAAGACACUGAGGGGUUGCCAAGCUUUGAUGCUUGGGUGGUAGACCCCCAGGAUGUGCUUGUUGAGCCUUCCAGCACUCCCCCAUCUUCUCAGCCCGCCUCGGCCGCUGCUCCUGCUUUCUCUCCUCCACAUCGGUCAUCUGCGGUGCCUACUGACGCAUCCAUCCCCGUCGACUUGACAGAUUGAUUAGCUUAGGAUUUUUGUUGUUUCUUUUGUAUUAUUUUUGUAUUUUUGUGUAAAUCAAUGAACUCAUUCAACAUGUACUUCGAAUGUAAAAAUCAUUGAUGAAAUACAAAUUUGAAUCCUUU
Rubroshorea leprosula is the source of this 2163-nucleotide messenger RNA. NCBI's taxonomy places the organism in Eukaryota, Viridiplantae, Streptophyta, Magnoliopsida, Malvales, Dipterocarpaceae. The record is from the annotation of a GenBank genome assembly.